Messenger RNA from Epinephelus lanceolatus (giant grouper), 606 nucleotides. The record is from RefSeq and is a predicted model, not a curated record. Lineage: Eukaryota; Metazoa; Chordata; Actinopteri; Perciformes; Serranidae.
AAUCCCGAAAGAAGAAAGAGCCACUCUCUCUUUACUCAAACGGCGCGAAGCGACCACAACACAUCUUUGAUUGAUGUCAUAUGGCAGCCAGCGACAGUCAUCACCGCUCCACCUGAGCUCUGCAACUUUCUCUCAAGGCGGACUUUGCUUUUUUUCCUCCUCUACUUGCUGCUGAAGUUUCCUCACAGCCAGAUCUCUGUCAAGAUCUCAAGAAGCGGGCUGCAUUCCAAUUCAUUAAAGCUAACACUGUCGACGAAGAAGAAGAGUGUCUUUCUGUGCUGGCCCGCUCCCCGUUUCACCCCGUCCACCCCGCCUGAGUCUGAGAGGAUCAUCACCAUCUCCAGGAUGAGGCGUGCAUCUCAAAAUUGGCUGAGGGGCGUGUCCCUGCUCCUGCUGCUCCAGACGACCGCGUCCAUGGUGAUGCUUCUGAACUCCACUGGCUGGGGGCAGAUUCUGGACAAGUAUCUGGACGAGGAUGGGGACUGGUGGGAGGCCAAGCAGAGGGGGAAGAGGGCCAUUACGGACAGUGAUGCUCAGCUCAUCCUGGACCUUCACAACAAGCUCAGAGGCCAGGUUUACCCUCCGUCUUCCAACAUGGAGUACAUG